Messenger RNA from Mobula hypostoma (lesser devil ray), 3390 nucleotides. RefSeq names its product protein GPR108-like. The transcript has 18 exons. NCBI's taxonomy places the organism in Eukaryota, Metazoa, Chordata, Chondrichthyes, Myliobatiformes, Myliobatidae. The record is from RefSeq and is a predicted model, not a curated record. Gene Ontology annotation, biological process: transport. Bases 26 to 1708 code for a protein of 560 amino acids. Gene Ontology annotation, cellular component: membrane; Golgi apparatus.
CUCCGUUGCUUCCGCUAGUGUCACGAUGAUGGCUGGUGGGGGAGUUAGGAUUUUAUUUCUACUGCUUGUCGCCGUCGUUGGAACUGCAGGGCGGAUCCAUCGCCUCACACUUAAGGAUGAUACAAGAUCAACAAUUUACUUGAACACGUUUGGUUUCUAUACUAAUGGAACUUUGUUAGUAAACCUCACAAGUCUUAAGUUAAGAAAAGACAUAGUCUUGGAGAAGAUUUUGAUUGGGUUCAGCAUUUCAAAAACGAAGACUGAUACGCCAUAUACAAUGGACAACUCUGAUACAUGUUUGCUGAGGAAGUACACCAAUUCUUCAGAUGAAUCCCUCACCCUCUUUAAGUUUGACUUAAAGAACAAAACAGUCUCUAUGAAGAAAUUUGGUCAACAAAGCAGGUUGUUAAUAACAGAACUGAGUGAUGGGAAGGAGCUGGAUAAUGGCGAUGCAGCAAGUGUAAAGAAAGAAAGCAAACCAGCUCAGAGCAAAGAGCCAAAAGGAGGUGCUCAGAAGGUGCCAACUUCAGGUAAAACCAGAAGAAAAAGAGGAACAGAUGAUAAAAAGAGCAAGGAACCAAUCAAAGGAAACGCGAAGCCUGUUAAAGAGCAGGCAAAACCACAAAUACAAGAAAAAGUUUUUAAACUGCUAAAAGCGAAUGAUUCCUACAACUUCAAGUUCUUUAUGAAAAUUCCAUCCCGAACUGAGGAGGGGCUUUAUACCCUUAGCUUUCACAACUGUCAUGACAUGGUUUCAGGGAAUCAGAUGGCUUCAUUCGAUAUGACUGUUGAGAUUACAGCAAGAAAUCCUCAGAACUACCUAUCUGCUGGGGAAAUGCCGUUGCCUCUGCUGUACUUGGUUAUGGCUGGGUUUUUCUUUACUGCAGCCUUGUUCUGGGUUUACCUCCUCCUGAAGCACAGGUACAACGUGUUUAAAAUCCACUGGCUGAUGGCUGCCCUGGCAUUCACCAAGUCUAUCUCCAUACUCUUCCAUGCUAUAAACUACUAUUUCAUUGCUGUCAAAGGAUCAGCAAUUGAAGGCUGGGCCGUGAUGUACUACAUUACCCAUCUGUUGAAAGGUGCCUUACUGUUCAUUACUUUGGCUCUGAUCGGCACAGGCUGGGCAUUUGUGAAGUACAUUUUGUCAGACAAAGACAAAAAGAUAUUCAUGAUUGUGAUCCCCCUCCAGGUGCUAGCAAACACAGCGUAUAUCAUCAUUGAGUCAACAGAAGAGGGAACGACUGACUACGCAUUGUGGAAGGAAGUCCUGUUCCUUGUAGAUCUUAUUUGCUGCGGGGCGAUCCUGUUUCCAGUUGUUUGGUCAAUCAGGCACUUGCAGGAGGCCUCAAGCACAGAUGGUAAAGCUGCAAUGAAUUUGGCAAAGCUGAAACUCUUCAGACACUUUUAUGUCAUGAUUGUCUGCUACAUAUAUUUCACCAGGAUCAUCGCAAUUCUUCUCAAGUUCACUGUCCCGUUUCAGUGGCAGUGGAUGUAUAAUUUUCUAGUGGAAGUGUCAACACUGGUGUUCUUUGUACUGACGGGUUUCAAGUUCCGACCAGCCUCCAACAACCCCUACCUACAGCUGCCACAAGACGAGGAGGAUGUCACAAUGGAUGAAGUGCUGACUGAGUCGGGUCUAUUGGAAAGUGUAACCAAAGUGAAGAGGACCAACAAUGGACGCGAACAGAUUCAAGAUUCCUCAGUAUGAACUCUGCCAUCUUCAGACUGGUUGUUUCCAUGUCAACGAGGCCUGAGGCCUUUUGCCUUUACCUAGAAAUUGGGAAAAAGAACUGGCACAGGAAUUUCCAGUGGGAAAUUACUGGAUCCUGUUGCAAUUCCAGUUAGGUAACUGUUGCAAAUAAAGUGGCUAAUUUGAUCUGUACAUAUGUAAUACAUACAAGAUAUAUCUUUCUAUGAUACCUGUAUUCUAGUGGGAAGUAUUUUCUUUCUAAGUCUUUAUGACCAAACUCCUGAGAAAGUGAAGGACAACAUUUUGUUCCAGUAAACUUCAUUCACUGUUUACAACUGUUUACCUUUGAUGUUUACUAUGCUUCCACAAGAAAACUCUAGUGAUUUUUUUUAAGCUGCGAGCCGUUCCACUUUCUCAGCAGCACCUUAUGUUGUGUGUAACCUGUCAUCUGCAUGACCUUGUAUUUGAAGAUGGCUAGGCCCAGUUAUUUUGUCGAUGAUUUGCAGCUGCGAUUCUUUUAUGGAAAACAUAAUGAGAACCAGUACUGCAGCAUGUAGACUUUAUUUAAUUCAAUUAUUUUGUACCUGGUACUAGGGAUAUCAAUCCAGAAACGAUAGGACCUUUUUUUUUUUGAUAGCUUAUUUUUAACAAUCUUAUUUUGAUUGUAGUGAAAUGUUACUCUUUUGGGAGAGUGAGAUUGGUGGCAGGAAUUGUUUAAAAACAUGGGACCCAAAACACUUCAACUGAGGAGAGCAAGAAGUUACUUUUGAGCCCCAGACACGGAGGUGAGGCGCUAUCUUUUUGCACAGAAGGUGAACUGUGGCCGAGCAGUAAUUCUCUCCACCAUCUCAAUGUUGCAACAGCUCUGUUGAAUUCCUGAUUUCCACAGGUUUGUAUAAAGAUGACCCAUUUUGUAAUAUUUUUCUUUGCAGUGCCUUUAGAGCAGUUCUGCAGAGAACUUCUGAUUUUACUUUCCUGUCUUAGGGACUGAGAUCUUGCAUCUGGCUGGUGUGAUAGGAAUUGAUAACUUGUAUAAAAUUUCAUGUUUAAGAAAACUGUAUGAGGGUAUAAAUAUUUGUAUGAUAUUCUCAUGAUCCCAUUAUAGAAUUUGUAUUUAAAUAAGUUUUGCUUUUAAAUUAAUGCUUAAAAUAAUGGGAUUCUUGAACUGUUCAUAGCAUUCUUUUUGUCUUGCACCCUCCCCAUUUCUUUUUGUUUCCCUGCAUUAUUUGCUCUCAUUUUUUUUGUACACCAUCUGUUGGGCUCUUGUGCAGCCUCCUCAGUCCACCUUUCUCACUUAUAGGUUUUUUGUUUCUUUAUGCCCAUCUGGCCUUUCUGGGCAUCCAUUGUUUUAUGAGUUCAGGGUGGCUGCUGACCAUAAGCACAAGUGCCUUUUCCAGCAGUAUAUCUGAAUGCUUGCAUAGGGACCAAGAAAGCUGCUUUCUCGGAGUUUAUAAGUGGCAUUUCUGCAGCUAUGCAAGUUGCUAUAAUGUUGUUGUGCAUUUACUGAGUGCAGGUUUGUCGAGACCACAUCAGAGCAAUGAUUAUUGCCAUAGUUCUCACUAGAACCCAUUUUAAUUUAUGGAGCUUCAAUCUAUUGGGUUAUCUGCUUGAUGUAUUUAUUUUCUCCAUAGAAAUAAAUUUAUGCUUUGAAAUGAUUUGAUGUUGUUGUAAUGAAAUUUUUAAUUAAAAAAGUUUGGAUA